AUGGCCGCGCACACUGAAGACCACACCUACCACGCCAAAGAUGCGCUGCAGGGAGCAUUGAAGACGGCCAUGCUUACUGGUGGAGUCGGUCUCUGCGCAUCGGCCGUCCAGAACACCCUGACCAAGAGAAACGUCGGACCUCUGGGUGUGUUCAUUAAGAGCGGCGGCACAAUCGGUCUCUUCGCCGCCAUGGGUGGUACCUACGAGUUUGUGAAGACCGCAUCGGCCAACCUGCGUGAGAAGGAGGAUCCGUACAACGUCGCACUGGGCGGUUUCGUUUCUGGUUCCCUUUUGGGAUUGAGAGCACGAUCAUUCCCCGCCGUUUUGGGAUACGGUGCCGCCCUGGCAACUGCCAUGGGUGCCUUUGAAUUCACCGGUGGAUCGCUGUGGGGAUACAAGAAGGAGACCGUUGAGGAUGAAUUUGAACGCCGUACGAAGUUGAGGACAGCAUACAGGACUCCUGCUGAGCAGACCUUUUCCGAAUUGGGCGAGGGACGAGGAAUCGUUGCCCCUGGCUAUGCAGAGAGACGAGCGGAGAGAAUCAAGGAGGCAUACGGCGUCGAAGUUCCUACAUCGCAGGCUCCUGCAUCAUGAAAAUGAGUUAUUUCCAAGUUUGCUCAUCAAGUCUGCCACUUUUCCGUCUCUUUGUGUAAAUUAUCUCUACAUACCAAUGCGCCCGCUAGCACGCCUGACACAAAUGUUGAAGUCUUUUUCUUUUCACUUAUCCCUUGAUCAUGUUGGCGAAUUGGCUUGCUGAGUGUUCCGUACACCAUAACGUAGACCGAUACAGUGAGGCUAGGAUUAUACGCUUGGCGUUCAGUUCGCCGAGUCGGUCGAGAUAUCAAGUAGUAUCUACUACGAACUGGUACAAGAGCUACUAUUAAAAGUAGUCUGAAGGCUGACCGAGGGGUUCGUGGAGGGGCAGUGAUGACAGAUACUUGAGCACGCCCGACUUAAUUAAGCGCAGAUAUAAUUAGAAGAUAAGGGGUAUGAUUACUCUUUUAAAAUAU
Messenger RNA from Aspergillus wentii DTO 134E9, 1010 nucleotides. RefSeq lists its product as uncharacterized. Bases 1 to 594 code for a protein of 197 amino acids. The record is from RefSeq and is a predicted model, not a curated record. Gene Ontology annotation, biological process: mitochondrial respiratory chain complex I assembly. NCBI's taxonomy places the organism in Eukaryota, Fungi, Ascomycota, Eurotiomycetes, Eurotiales, Aspergillaceae. The transcript is spliced from 4 exons.